CGCAACACAGUAGUUAGUUGUAUCGUUCCGCACUAGAUCAUUACCCCCGUAAUAACAUCCAGGCCUUCUUCUUCUUCCCGAUCCGCGACUCAUCUUCUCGAAAAAGCAGCGGAAGUAGCUUACGGCGAUGGUGAAGGUGUUGACCUACUUUGGGAUGACGUUGGCUGCUUUCGCCUUCUGGCAGUCCAUGGACAAAGUCCACGUCUGGAUCGCUCUUCACCAAGACGAGAAGCAAGAAAGGAUGGAGAAGGAGGCCGAGGUCAAGCGGGUUAGAGCUGAGCUGCUGCGGAAAGCUAGAGAGGAGGAUCCUCUUGCCUGAGUUGUAAUUUGGAUUCCUAACCAAAUAUCAGUUCUUUUUUUUUUCCAUUGUUAUGGACCCAAAAUGGAGUUUGCAUAAAACGACAAUACCAUAUAUGCUAUUGAAUGUGGGAAUGAUGAUCAUGAUGAAUAAGUAGCUUUCUUUUUGUUGUUGCUCUUCUCAACUAUCGAAAUACUAGUGCAAGAGGUAAUCAGCAUCUUGCUCUGCCCUUGUCUUCCAUAACCUUGUAAAUCAUGGAUUCUGUGUACAAGUUUAAGGAAGUUUCAAAUUUCACUUCCAGUUUCU
Messenger RNA from Brassica rapa (field mustard), 604 nucleotides. RefSeq lists its product as uncharacterized. NCBI's taxonomy places the organism in Eukaryota, Viridiplantae, Streptophyta, Magnoliopsida, Brassicales, Brassicaceae. Gene Ontology annotation, cellular component: respiratory chain complex I. The record is from RefSeq and is a predicted model, not a curated record.